Messenger RNA from Anolis sagrei ordinatus, 499 nucleotides. NCBI's taxonomy places the organism in Eukaryota, Metazoa, Chordata, Lepidosauria, Squamata, Anolidae. The record is from RefSeq and is a predicted model, not a curated record.
AUGGAGACGGUGUACUUCCACACCCCUUUGGCUCACCCCAGCAUCGUGCUGGUGGUGGAGGUGGUGGCCAUGGCCAGGCAGAGGGACGGCAACCCCCAGGACCUCUCCUGCGGAUUCGGCCUCCUCCCUUUGUUCAGCAGCACGUCGGAGCCGAGCGAGCUGGAUUCCAAGGAGAAAGGGCUUAGCCUUUAUCACGGGACGCCGAGGGCCCUUUUGCACCCGCUGAUCCAAGAACCGCUCACGAAGAACAAGUUCCUGGUGCUAAUGGAAGGGAGCCUGGUGCAGUGUCGCUUGCAGCUGCACCCACCCUUGGAGACUGCCUAUCACCUCCUCCCUGAGAACGUCCCUGUUUCCGCCUGGCAGGGCAUCCCCGGCGUCUUGGCUUCCCAUGAAGGUAUCUGUCUGCAAGAUGUGAAAGUUUGCCAUCUCUGAAUCCUUUUUUUCCAUGCUUAACUCUGGAAAGAAUGUGUUGCUAGGGAGCCUGAACAGGAAUUGCCAC